Messenger RNA from Momordica charantia (bitter melon), 1027 nucleotides. RefSeq names its product putative WRKY transcription factor 51. Lineage: Eukaryota; Viridiplantae; Streptophyta; Magnoliopsida; Cucurbitales; Cucurbitaceae. The record is from RefSeq and is a predicted model, not a curated record. Gene Ontology annotation, biological process: regulation of DNA-templated transcription. Gene Ontology annotation, molecular function: DNA-binding transcription factor activity; sequence-specific DNA binding.
UUUCACACCAACUCCGUUUCUCUUUCCCAAUGGCCAGCUUCCCUCAACAAGAUCCUAACCCUAACCCUAAUCCUAAUUACACUCAUUUUCCCCCAAUCCUCGACCCGUCUGUUUUCUUCGACUUCGACCUCUCCGAUUACCUCAUGCUCAACGACGACAACAUCAACAUCGACGACCAAGCCGCUUCCUCCUCGCCUAGCAUCGCCUCGUCAGAGAAGAUCACUGGAGUGGACAGUGGCAAUAGUUGUGCCGUAGUCGACAGUGGAUCUAGUACCGUAGCAUCGUCAGGAGCGACAUCGUCCAUGAACGAAGGGAAGAAGAAGAAGGAAGAUGUGGGGUGUAGGGUUGCCUUUAGGACCAAAUCGGAGCAAGAGAUCAUGGAUGAUGGCUACAAGUGGAGGAAAUAUGGGAAGAAGUCUGUGAAGAACAGCCCAAAUCCCAGGUGAUUAAUUAAGUUAUGGCUUCAAAUUAAACUUUUUAAAAAUUGAAUCAGAUUUGAUUUUGGUCAUGAAAUUUUGGUUGGGGACAAUUUAAUUAGGGGACCUUUUGAUUUAGACGUGUAAUUUUAUGUGUCUUAUUCAGUUGUCACAGACCAUAUGUUGGAGGCGGCUGGAAUAAUAGUCAAAAACAUAUAAAGUAAAGUUAGGGAUAAUAUAUAUUAUAUGAUAAAUUAUAGAUAAUAUAUAUUUGGUAUAUAUGUGUGAUUCACAUUCAAUUUGAGAGAGAGGGGGGAGAGUAUUAUAGUAAUUUCACCAAGGGACGAGAAUGAAAAAAAAAGUAUAGUCAACGUUUGGUGUUGUUGUGCAGCACUUGGUAUGAUAGGAGAGCUUUAUAAAAAAGAUUGAAAUAUAUUAUAAUAUUUUGUAUGAUAAAAUAAUGAUAGUCCUUAUGUGUUUAGCUUCAAUUUGCUGUGAAUUGCUUUAAAAGUUUCUAUUUGAUCAUAUAUCAGGAGUGUUCAAAAAAUUCGAUGAUCCGAGCGACCCGUGUAAUCCAAUCCAAAUUAUAAGGAUUAGGUUGGGUUAAUUAG